Metarhizium album ARSEF 1941 is the source of this 1422-nucleotide messenger RNA. RefSeq names its product proline iminopeptidase. The transcript has a single exon. Gene Ontology annotation, biological process: proteolysis. NCBI's taxonomy places the organism in Eukaryota, Fungi, Ascomycota, Sordariomycetes, Hypocreales, Clavicipitaceae. Gene Ontology annotation, molecular function: peptidase activity. The coding region runs from base 1 to 1422 and encodes 473 amino acids. The record is from RefSeq and is a predicted model, not a curated record.
AUGGCACCAGCAAUCCUGGACAUUCCCCCGGCCAAGCUGCUCAGCAGCAAGGGCCAUCUUCUCCCCGGCCAGCUCGAAAUCACCACCUUCUUCUUCCAAGUACCGCUCGACUACGAGAAUCCCUCAGCCGGCUCCAUCCAGCUCUACGCCAGGCGCCUGGCGAAGCGUCAGUCGCCCAUCUUCCCACCCGACGACCAGGAUGCCCAGAAAGACAGCCACAAGCCCUACAUGGUUUAUCUCGAGGGCGGCCCUGGCUUCGGCAACCGGGCACCAGCCGAUCACCCCGUCACGAGGGCCGCGCUUCCUCGCGGAUACCAAGUCCUCUUCAUCGACCACCGUGGAACAGGCCUCAGCACCCCCGUGUCGACAGCCAUGCUCGCCAGCGUCGGCGACGCAGAUGCCCAGGCCAAGUACCUGCGUCUGAUGCGCCAGGACAACACCGUGCGGGACUGUGAGGCCGUCCGAAAGCUCCUGACGGCAGGCUGGCCGGAACAAAAGACGCAGUGGUCAACCUUUGGCCAGUCAUACGGCGGAUUCAUCACCCUGUCGUAUCUGUCCAUGCACCCCGAAGGUCUUCGAGAGUGCUUCCUGACGGGCGGCCUGGCCCCCGUCGGAAAGACGGUCAACCAGGUCUACGAAGCGACCUUCCGCAAGACGACGCAACGCAACGAACAGUAUUUCGCCAAGUUCCCCGAGGACGCUCUUGUCAUCCGCCAAAUUGCCGCUUACAUCGAGAGCCAAGGCGGCAAGGUGCCCCUCCCGGCUGGCGGAUUCCUGACCCUCCCGCGUCUCUUGACAAUCGGCAUUGCCUUUGGCGGCCACGGCGGCUUCGACACGGUCCACAACACCCUCACCGUGCUCAAAACAUCCCUUGACCAGUUCGGUUUCCUUACACGUGCCGCCCUAGCGCCCAUGGAGUCGUUUACCCCCUUCGACACUAACAUCAUUUACGCUAUUCUCCACGAAGCCAUCUACUGCGACGGGCCCCAGGCAUCGUCCAACUGGGCCGCGAACCGUCUUGGCAGAGACCUCGGCGGGCCCUAUUCAUGGCUCGCCCCGGACUACACUCUCGCCCGGUCCCCUGAGCCGCUCUACUUCAGCGGCGAGAUGAUUUUCCCCUUCCAUUUUGAAACGUACCCCGAGUUGAUACCCCUUCGCGACGUCGCUGAAAAGCUGGCAACUUACACCGACUGGCCCGCACUGUACGAUGAGGCGCGCCUGCGCAGCAACAAGGUUCCAUUUUACGCCGCCUCGUAUGUGGAGGACAUGUAUGUCGACUACCGUUUGGCGAGGGACACGUCCGACUUGGUCAAGGGGAGCAAGGUGUUUGAGACCAACGUCAUGUACCACAAUGCCGUGAGAGCCAAGGCUGAUGAGGUGAUGCACCAGCUAUUCAGCCUGAGGGAUGAUGUCUUGGAUUAA